AGAGACAAACACAGAGGCAGGGGAGGGAGUGGGGAGAAUAGACAUAGGAGCUCGGUAGUCAUCAAGUCACAAACAGUCUGAUCCCACACUGUAGAGAUAUACUGCUAUACCCGCAGAUCCUGGUCAUACAUUCUACAGAAUCUACCUGCGAACCUACAAAAAAACAUUAGAACUUUUCUUACCGGGUUGAAUCUGGGAAAUGGCUUGGUCAUUUUACUCCAUUUCAACAUCAAAUUGAGGUGUAACCUCUAAACCUACUGGAUGGCUUGACUUCCAAAUGCAGCACUCUCCCUGUAGUGUCCCCUAAGGAGCCUGGUUUGGAUACUUGGAAAAGAAAAAAAAGAGGUCAAAGUGGACGGAUGCUGGUGAAUGCCCCAUGGCAGCGGUUACCUUAGUUCAUUCAUCAAGUACAAGCUAUGACCUGGAAGCGUUUUUUAGAAUGAAACGAGGUAGAUUGACUGUUGCUUUUGACAGCCAAAUUGUUGAAGGACCAAAAAGAUUAAAGAAACAAAAAAAGGACACUCUGUCUCCUAAACUUCAGAAAUCUCAAAUGCAGUCCUGCAGACUGGACUGGGGGAGUCUGCCGCACCAUGUAGUCUUGCAUAUCUUUCAAUACCUUCCACUAGUUGAUAGGGCUCGUGCAUCAUCUGUUUGUCACCGUUGGAAUGAAGUUUUUCAUAUUCCUGAACUAUGGAGAAAAUUUGAGUUUGAACUAAACCAGCCGGCUACAUCAUACUUGAAGUCUACACACCCUGAUCUCAUCCAGCAAAUCAUUAAAAGACAUGCUGACCACCUUCAGUAUGUUAGCUUCAAGGUUGAUAGCUGCACAGAAUCAGCAGAAGCUGCUUGUGACAUUCUCUCUCAGCUUGUAAAUUGUUCCAUUAAAACUCUUGGAUUAAUAUCAACAGCAAAGCCCAGUUUCAUGAAUGUCUCCAAGUCACAUUUUGUGUCUGCACUCACUGUAGUCUUUGUCAACUCAAAGUCGUUGUCUUCAAUAAAGAUUGAUGAUACUCCCGUGGACGACCCUUCCUUGAAAGUUUUAGUUGCUAACAACAGUGAUACUUUGAAGCUAUUGAAAAUGAGCAGCUGUCCUCAUGUAUCACCUGCUGGAAUAUUGUGUGUGGCUGAUCAGUGUCAUGGAUUAAGAGAACUCGCCCUGAAUUAUCAUCUUUUAAGCGAUGAAUUACUCUUGGCACUUUCAACUGAAAAACAUGUUCGUCUUGAACACCUUCGUAUUGAUGUAGUUAGUGAAAAUCCAGGUCAAACGCAAUUUCACACCAUAAAGAAACAAAGCUGGGAUGCCCUUAUCAGGCACUCUCCAAAGGUCAAUAUUGUUAUGUACUUUUUCCUAUAUGAAGAGGAAUUUGAUGCAUUUUUCCGAGAGGAGACUCCAGUUACUCAUCUCUACUUUGGCCGAGCUGUGAGCAAGGCUAUGCUAGGUCGUAUAGGUAUGAACUGUCCCCGACUAAUCGAACUUGUGGUUUGUGCAAAUGGACUUCAGCCUUUGGAUGAUGAGUUGAUUCGUAUAGCUGACCGUUGCAAAAACUUGACUGCCAUUGGACUUGGAGAGUGUGAAGUGUCCUGCAGCGCAUUUGUUGAGUUUGUAAAAAUGUGUGGAAGAAGACUGACACAACUCUCUAUUAUGGAGGAAGUACUUAUUCCAGACAACAAGUACAAUCUGGAGCAAAUCCAUUGUGAAGUUUCAAAGUACCUUGGAAGAAUGUGGUUUCCAGAUAUGAUGCCAACUUGGUAGACCAAAGAAGUUUAUGACUUAGGAAGUGUCUUACUUUUGCUUGCUAUGCAAUUACAAGUUACAAAAAUAGAGAAUAUGUUAUAUUAAGUUGUACUUACAAAGCAAACAAAAUCAUUUCAAAACGAACCUUACCCAACAUCACAUAUAAUGCAAUUUUUAUAUUAUUUAUAGAGGGUACUGGGCUAGUCAUAUAUCGUCUAAAAUGUACAGCUGGUAUCGAUAGAUUUUUUUGUAAUUGUGCCUGGUAUUCUGAGAAAUAUGUAAACGUGCAGAUAAUUAUUUAAGUUCUUUGUAGCUCUAAAAAGAAGAUUAUACCAUUGAUGCUGUAUUGCAUAGAAAAGAAUGUGCAGCCGAAAUUUAAGGCAAUAACUAUGCUUACCACUCACCAAUAUGCUGCAUCACUGUAUGUGAUAACGUGUUAUAUGGUUUGCUUGUAGAAUAGCUGUCUCUUAUUUCUCAGAGGGCCCAUGAAAUACCCAGCUUUGAUACUUGAUAUUGAAGUGUUCAAUUGCUAUUAUUGUGCUACUCAUGGAGUGCAAAAAUGCAAUAUAAUUUAACAGGAAAAAAUGUUGCUAAUCUACAAGACAGUCACAGUAUACAACACUCAACAUUAUCCAUCAGGAUGUUUGUAAAGUAGACAUUUUCCUCAUGUUGGAAGGUCCGAACCCCCCCAGCCGGUUCAUCAUCAGACCCAGGGGAGAAAGCCUUGUGUCUAGUCGCCCCGAUACCUCUGCACUGGAAUUGGUUCAGGCCUGUGCUCUCUCAGCCCGACUCUAGUCACCUCCCAUCCCCGACUCUUCUAUCAGUCUCUUUCCUUAUCACCUCCCUUCUCCCUCGGUCUCCGUUACUGGGCCAGGAAAGCUGCUGGACUCCCACACAACGCUCCACAGUCGGUGUGCCGGCCCCGAGUGACGGUUCCCUGGGGAUGAGGGUCAGUUUACGGAAGACAAGAAAAGAACCGAGACAUCGGGAAGCUUCCACGGCCAGCAACGCAGCCAGGCCUGACAAAUGGGAGCCAGCGGCAGCAGGCGUUACCAAUAUUGUAUAAAGCAUGGAACUGGUAGGUUCUCGAGAACAGACUAGCUCUUGCUAAUAGAUGGGUUGGGGAACCUUUCUAUUAACUAUUUUCUAAAUAAGGAGACUCAUGCAUGAAACUCACUGGGUGUCAAAUGGUUGCCUCAGCAACUGUACCACCCAGGGUGGCCUGUGUCGCUCCACACUUGAUGUAAAGAUUGGGCAGGUGCUGAAAUUUGUAUCUACACUUUCAUUACCUUAUAGUCCUAAGCAUCAAAAAUUACAGGCAAAAGGAAGCUAUUGAGCAACAUUGUUAUACGAUGCCAAGAAUUUGUGGGUUUAAUGACCCAAACUGACAGUAACAUGGAUCCCUAAUGCACUGAUGAGAGACUGACUUAAUACUCUGAAGGGAGCAGCUGGAAAAGGAACUUUGAGGGGUGGUAACACUAGAAAAUGGCUUAUAUUUUAACAGUUGAAUUGGAGGUAUACAUUAAUACACAUUUACUAGUUUGUUUAUAGGUCUGUAUAUACCGUAUAAGAUUAGAAUAAUUCUGCUGCAGUGAUUCUGUAGGUACAUACGUAUUUAUUAAAAUAAAAUGCAGUUUGUAAUAUUUAUAUAGCAUAAUGUCAAUGCCUUUUUUGUUUUUCAUAUUCAUUCUGCUUCAUAUUACCUUUUUGUGUUCUUAGAUGCUUAAAGAAAAUAAUAUCUUACAAUAAUUUUAAGAUAUUACAUAAAAUCUAUUAGGUAAGCAAGAGCAUGGUUCAAAACAUUAUGCAGAUUAAGGACAUUAUCCAGUUGUCCACAAGCUUUUGUCCGACUUGUGAGCAGCACCUUUUUUUUUGUUUUUGUGUCUUUAACUUCUCUGUAUUAAUCUCUGAAACACAUGUAUAGAAAUGAGACAUUCAUAAUUUGAUACAAGUGUCAUGAAGUAUCAUAUUUUAAAUCAGACCCAUUAUAACAUUUCCAUUUUGUUUGUUUUGUGUACGUUAUUGAUCAUAAACGGAGCUUAGUGUCUUUGGCUUAUCACAAACUGCCUGCAAAUUUGUUUUCCUAAAAGGUUUUUAUUGCAUUUCAUCUUGAGUUAAAGAUUAGUAACGCUUCCCUAUUAGAGAGCUGGAGAUAACAAAGCGAGAAGCGGAGCUCUGUGAUACAAUACAUUUCAUAACAUAUAAAAUACACAAUAAACUGGUGUGUACGUAACCUAGAUUAACACCCUGUUGAAAAACAAAAAAAUGGGACUCCUGAUAGGAUGCACAUAUGUAUGAAGAAAAUAGUAACUCAUGGUACCAUGGUGGA
This is a messenger RNA of Hyla sarda, 4064 nucleotides long. Its product is annotated as F-box/LRR-repeat protein 21-like. The coding region runs from base 377 to 1753 and encodes 458 amino acids. The transcript is spliced from 8 exons. Gene Ontology annotation, cellular component: nucleus; SCF ubiquitin ligase complex; cytosol. Gene Ontology annotation, molecular function: protein binding. Gene Ontology annotation, biological process: entrainment of circadian clock by photoperiod; SCF-dependent proteasomal ubiquitin-dependent protein catabolic process; regulation of cell cycle. Lineage: Eukaryota; Metazoa; Chordata; Amphibia; Anura; Hylidae. The record is from RefSeq and is a predicted model, not a curated record.